Molecule: messenger RNA, 825 nt
Organism: Peniophora sp. CBMAI 1063
Lineage: Eukaryota; Fungi; Basidiomycota; Agaricomycetes; Russulales; Peniophoraceae
Source: the annotation of a GenBank genome assembly
AUGGCCUCCUCCACCGUUCCGUCCACUUCUGCCACCACCUUGGACGAUGUUCGCCCUUCCGCCCAGCCGCACCCCUUAGAUGGCGUGCCGCGCGAGUACAUCAUCGACUCUUUGCGUAAACUCGCACCGAAAUUCUACAACGACGCUGAGUCGUCAGACUGCACUAUUAUUUUCCCCUUGGAUCCGCGCAGAGCGCACACUGUCAUGCAAGACCCGAAUCUCCGACUGCAUCUACCGAAAACGGAUACCAUCGCGGCUGGACAUGAUCCCUCUGGGCAUGGGAGGAGAGCAACGGAGCCCUCCUUGAAUCUCGCGCCGGCGCGUCUAAUGAUGCGGCUACACACCGACUAUCUCGCCGCUCAUAGUACUAUGUUCCGCCUACUCUUCAGCGGCGCACAUCCAAUCGACCUCAUGCAGGUCAUGCCGCAGACUAUCCUUGACCGAUGCGCUUCCGUAGAAGGCUACAAGCAGAUGGUCAUCCCCCGUGUCCUGCCCUCGCCCGACGGCCGGAUCGUAUGCCACGUUCCGCUCCCCGAUCCUACGUCUUUCCACUACAUCGUCAUGUGGAUGUACUUUGGCAACGUGGACGUCCUUGUUAAGGCGGCACAACGCGGUCUUAUAUCUUUACCGGGGCUGUAUGCGAAUGUGGAGUGGCUCGGUAUUGGGGAGUUAUCCCACUUCUUGCGCGAAUGGCACAAGGCCGCGGUUAAAGACCUCGAGUUACACCGAACUUCGCAUGAAGAGACCGCCGACGCCGACGAUGAGGAUUCGGACGCAGGGUGCGGUCGAGCGCACGCUCCUGCCUUCUCGCGGGUCACCACAUGA